AUGGCCAACUUAAAGACGUACCGGCAGCAGGAGGGGUUUCACGAUCGGAAAUCUGCCGUUCCGUCGACGGACGCUCCUCCGUUGGAGGACCCGCUCGCUGGCUAUAUAUUCGUGUGCAACAAUGAAACCAUGGAGGAUGACAUAAAACGCGAGCUUUUCGGCUUACCCCAGAAGUAUCACGAGUCGGUGCGGGGGAUUCAACCGGGAAUGCCGCUGUUUCUCUACAACUACACCACGCACCAUUUACACGGCGUCUUCGAGGCAUCAAGCGAAGGUGGCCUGAACUUAGACCCGUCGUUAUCGAAAUUUCCAUCACAAGUUAGGGUUCGCCUGCGAGAGCAACGGUCACCAUUGGACGAGACCAAGUUCCGUCGGUUCCUGUAUCACUACGACGGGCCCAAAUUCCGCCUCGAGCUUUCUCUGACCGAGGUACGUUAA
This is a messenger RNA of Closterium sp. Yama58-4, 438 nucleotides long. The record is from the annotation of a GenBank genome assembly. NCBI's taxonomy places the organism in Eukaryota, Viridiplantae, Streptophyta, Zygnematophyceae, Desmidiales, Closteriaceae.